GGCGGUCGUCCUGGCGGCGGCGGGGGUGGUCAGAUGGCGAAGACGGGCCCCGGCUCGGACCCCAACAUGGCCGCCGAAGAACAGGUGCGCGCCAUCCUGGAGGAGCCCAUGUCGGACGUGAGCUUCACGGCACUGCCCGACCCCGCCCCCAACGACCUGGGCGCCAUCGAGGAAGCCUUCAACUCGGAGGCGGCACGCCAGCUCUUCACCUCCAGUGUCAGCCUCGACUUUGACCUUGGCAACCUGCUGUCCGAGUAUAAGGUGGAGGAACUGCUAGCUGACGGCGGGCGCACGGCACUGAAUGAGCGGCGAAUGCGCAUGCGCAGACAGCUGUCUGCUUCCGGCGAGUUGACGCCCCAGCUGCAACAACUGAACCUGAGGGUCAAGGACGAGCCAGACAGGACCCAGUGUCCGGCGGAGAGGGGUCCGGGCCCUCCGGCCCGCUCCAUCGCCGUCAAUAACCCGCUGCUAGCUAGUCUGCUGGAGUCGUCCGGCGCCAAGGGUGCGGCCCCGCAGUGCGCGCCCAGUUCAGUACCGUCUCCGUCCUACGUGUCCGAGCCGUCGUUCGCCGGGCCGGGUCGCGCCGAUGGCGCCCCCUGCCACAUCAAGCGCGAGAAGCCUGACCCCUCUGACGGGCUCGGCGACGGUGAGUACUCGCUGCCGGUCGGCGGGCGUCCGCUGGCGCCUGUGGCGCCUGUCGUGCCUGUCGUGACGGUGGAGGGCAGUGGUGCGCGGUGACCGCCGACGUAGCAGAGCCGCUUCGAGUUGGGGGUGUCUAGUCAGCGUGCGCCUCUUCGUCCAUCUAUUCGGCUGGGGAACAGACGUGGUGUAGUGUCAGAUAUGCGUUACAGUUCUGGUAACCAGAUGGCCUUUUAGUAAUACGGAUGGCAGUUCGGGUAGCUGCAGCCACCUGUCGGGGGCGUCGC
Molecule: messenger RNA, 926 nt
Organism: Pollicipes pollicipes
Lineage: Eukaryota; Metazoa; Arthropoda; Thecostraca; Pollicipedomorpha; Pollicipedidae
Exons: 5
Coding region: 34-738 (234 amino acids)
Source: RefSeq, a predicted model, not a curated record